Bombus impatiens (common eastern bumble bee) is the source of this 1624-nucleotide messenger RNA. It is a transcript of the gene Pmi, whose product is annotated as transmembrane protein 11 homolog, mitochondrial. NCBI's taxonomy places the organism in Eukaryota, Metazoa, Arthropoda, Insecta, Hymenoptera, Apidae. Gene Ontology annotation, biological process: inner mitochondrial membrane organization. Bases 60 to 587 code for a protein of 175 amino acids. The transcript has 3 exons. Gene Ontology annotation, cellular component: mitochondrial inner membrane. The record is from RefSeq and is a predicted model, not a curated record.
GAUUUCUUUUCCGGUUCAUCCAGACCAACGUUCCAGUGUUUGGAAGUCUGAUUGUAAAGAUGGUAGAUGAAGCUGGUGACAGGGAUGAUUCCUCAAAUGUUGCCAUCAUCAAAGAGGUAUACGAUAAUGAAAAUGCACAUGAGACAUUUGAAUAUGAACUAGAAAGAGCAUUAGAAUCUGAAUGCAGUUUAAUUGUUAUUGAGCCAUCUAAAUUAGGUGAUGAAACCUCCAGGUGGAUAGCAGUAGGAAAUUGUCUUCAUAAGACUGCAGCAUUGUCUGGUCUUGCUGCCAUAACUACAGGUUUGAUUUGGGGUGACCAGCCCUAUAUUUGUGGUCCAUUAGGUUUUAUAUCUGUAAUAUCCUGUGGACUUUAUACUGUUUCUUGGCAGUUUGACCCCUGCUGCCAAUAUCAAGUAGAGACUGACACGAGCAAAUUGCCGCAUGUAGAAUUGUUAGCAGUUCUAGGACCAUCGUCUCCAACAUUUCUCGUAAGAAAAGAUGAUACAAGAAGAAGAAUUCUUCACACGACUAUUACAUUGGUAGCUCUCAGCAUCAGUGCUUGGAGAGUUUAUCAGGCAUUUAAAUGAAAUGUUCUGCCAAGAAAGAAAAAAAUCUGAGUUUUAAAAAAGAGUAAGGUAGGCCAUACGAUAUAUUGUAAAAGAUCGUAAUAAGGCCUAGCAUAGAAAUCUGUGAAUUACAAUUUCAUGUAAAUUAGUGGGGAUUGUUGAGUCACGCAAAUCUAUUUUUGUUUGAUGUUUAUAUUUCUUUUAUGUUUUGACACUACCUCACAGGUGGAUGCUGAUUUUACAAUAAAAGAGAAAAUAUCUAAUAAAACAGACUAAAAAAAAGCCUGUUCUAAAACCACUUUGAAUCUAAAACAUGAUACUUCUUAAGGCUCCACAUUGUUACUCUAUGAUCUUCAUCUUGUUGAUUAUAUCACAGUUAAUAUUAACACAAGAAAGACACAAUCAUAUUCAUGCAAUCACUUAUGUGAUAUAGCUACUAAUAUAAGUGUUCUUAGAUUUAUGCAAAAUUGCAAACGUACACCUGAAAGGUUGGACUUGAACUAUAUAUUUUUAGAGUGUAAAUAAAGUAGAUAGAAUACACUGCAUAUGAUGUAUUAAAGAGAAUGUUGCCUAGAUUUUCUCACCCAGUGAUAUAGUCCACUAUGCAAAAGAUAUUAAUAUUCGGAAAAGCCAUUCUUGAAAAUAUCUAAAAAAAAUUUGUCCUAGUAUUAUUUGGCAAACAUCUUAAUCAACAUAAUACACAAAACUUUUGUUAAUUACAUAAGACUCUUAUCAUGCUAUAUACAAACAUAUGGGAUAUCAAGUUAAACGUCACAAACAUUUCUGUAAGUGAAUGAUAAUAAUAAAUAUUACAUCACGUAAUAUAAGAAAUUUUUAGAUACAUUUUAAGUUGAGUAAUGUGUCAAAUAAUUCUUGCAAAUUACUUGUAAAUAUAAACAAAAUAUACCAACAUCUAAGAUUUUAUGACUACAUAACAGAUAUAACACAAAAUUGUUAUUUACAUAUUUACAUGAUAUGUAAGGAAAUCUAAUUGCAUUAGACAAAUCUUGAGUACUGUAUAUCUACUUUUCUUUAACAUAAACAAAAUGUAAAGUUUA